UAUAUAUAUAUAUAUAUAUAUAUAACAACUGUUUACAUGUCUGUGUUAAUGGAAGUCUCUCUGUCUGCAUUACAGCGUAUCAUUUAUCAUAUAUAAUUAUCAUAUUACCUGUAUCAGUUGGGUAUUAAAUGUCUAAUAAAUAACACAAGAAUGGUAGCAUAAAGCAGACAUGGUUGAUCACUGGUGGCUCCCUUCGUGGUUCUGACAUGGUCAAAUGCCUCGUUCAUCUUUAGGAAGAGGAGAUGACGACAUCAUGUCCUUAGCAACGGUCGCAUCUCUACGGCAACAUCCUCCGGUGUCCCCUCUCAGCUGCUGUCAGUGAGACACAGAGAAAAUCACCGGAUUCGCUCGGGUGAACUGAUGAUUUUGGAGGAUGGUGUGUUGUCAUGGGUGGAGUGCGAGCGCCCACCGCAGCAGACGUUUGUGUCUCGCGACUUGAGCCCCUAAAGUUGGAGUGGACAAGAGGCAACUUGGACAGGAGGACCGUCUUCUCCUCAUCAUCACUGAUCAUCCUGCAGAAGACGGUGAGCCCGCGCAGUCUGCAACCUGGUGCUGUUCACUCCCAUCUGGAGCGUUUUCACUCGCGCCACCCGGCUCUCGUUAAGCGGCGCGUGCGGCUGAAUGGAUCCUGCCCUGCUCAUCUUUCUGCUGUACGUGAUGAUCGCGCACGAGCUGGUCUGCGGCUGGAUGCAAUACCGCAGACAGAGCGCCAAGCCUCGCAAACACGCUGCUGGACCUCUGCUGCGCUCAAGUGCCCGGGUGUGUCAGGGUGCCUGGAGGGCAAACAGUCAGCUGGUCAGGACCGACAGAGGAGGGAGGGACCUGAGGAAGAGCGGACGCAUCGUGAGAAAAGCCUGAUGAAGGGAGAAGCCAGAUGUGGAUGGACUUGUAAAAAAAAAGACUUUGACCUAAUUCCCAAAUGGCUUCUGAGUGUGAACUUAUUGUCUGCAGGCCUGAUCCAAUUCACCUCGCUCUUUGUUUUAAUUGCAUAUUUGGGCAUUUGAUCCAUUUAUUACUGUGGUUAUUUCUGUAACAUGUGAACCAUGUAAGAUAUAAGCAAAAAGAUUUUAUGGCAUAAAUCAAGAUCCAGGUGGACAAACUGCUGAGAGAAUACAAGGAUUUUUAAAAAGACCAAAACAUGCAGCAUUUUUAUGUACAAGUGUCAGGCGUUGUGUGUGAGUCUAGGUGGUCAUCAUGACCGACUUUGAUCAGAUCAGUAUCUGAAACUCUUAUCAUGUUUACACUUGAGCUGCACCUUUCCCAAAUGUUUUUCCAGUGGCAUUUUUUCAGUUUUUUUCCCCCAAAUGUCACAGUUCUUUUAGAGCUAGGAGCAUCAGCACCAUGUGAUCACCCCAUUCCCAGUUUGUUUUACAAUCAGGGACCUUUGACCUCUUUCACAUACUUCUCUCUGUCGCCCAGUCCGGUCAACUAUCAAGUAAAGAGGCUGCUGAAAGAGCCAGAAUCCAUUUGUGCCAACCCUACUCCUACUUCGCAUUAAUGGUCAUUAUAAAUAUUAAAUUGCUCCUAGAAACCGCCGAUGGGAUGGAUACACCAGUCAUUACUGAUUGGUGAGCAGGAAAUAACCCACAGUCCUAAACAAAGACCA
This is a messenger RNA of Scatophagus argus, 1606 nucleotides long. RefSeq lists its product as uncharacterized. The transcript has 2 exons. NCBI's taxonomy places the organism in Eukaryota, Metazoa, Chordata, Actinopteri, Scatophagidae. The record is from RefSeq and is a predicted model, not a curated record. Bases 387 to 1004 code for a protein of 205 amino acids.